AUGUGUAGGACAUUGAGGCAUGGAAUAUGUUGGAAAGAUCAUUGCCAGAUGAUACCAAUAGAAGCAGGAUUCUCUUCACCAGCAGCCCUGCUGAAAGCUUCAAAAGUGCUAUCAAGGUCACCACUCACUUUUGCUCCAGAGAAGAAUAAGUAUAUAGCGGAGGAAUUUGUUGAUUCUCUCCUUGGUGCUCUUAGCCAGAUACUAGAAUGUCAUGCCAUGUUUACAGUUACCAUGCAGGAUCAAAUGCUGAAACUCCAUGAGGGAGUAAAAUUCCUGAGUAUUCUUCUCCAUGUGAAGCAGGAGAAGUUCUAUGCACUAUCUAAUGGAAUGAAGGAUCGAAUUGGAGCUAUGAUCAUUGAUGCAGGAAUUGUUAUUUGCUCACUUUCUGUCAGGAAAAUAAAAUAUAGCUUAGCAAAGGAAACAGAUCUCGCACUUCUUUGUUUGUUGAAAGACCUCCGAUUUGUGAUGGAAGAAGUUGCACAAACUUAUCCGCCAACUUCAUCAUCACUUAGUUUCCCUAGGACCAACGAGUUGGGCUCCAUUGAUUUCUUCUUAGAAAAUCUCAAGGAACUAGCAACUUCUGAGGCUGGUUCAAUUGCUUUCCCAAAGGAUCAAAUCCAAAGAGUUCAAGAAGAUCUUAUAUUUUUAAGAUCUUUCCUAUGGAAAAUUGUGAAGCAGCGCAACCAGAAUGGAAAACUCCAGGCUCUUUGGGAUCAUGUUAUGGAGGUGGCCUACAAGACAGACAUCAGGAAUGACAAUGAAGCACAGAGAGUUACCAAGAAAUCUAUUCACUUGGAAUCACAACUCAGUACCCCAGCACUGGAUGAAGUUCUGGUGGGCCUUGAUGAAGAAGUAAUGACAAUUACAAAUAGACUUACCAAGGGUUUAAAGAAGCGGGAUAUUGUUUCAAUUGUGGGUAUGGCUGGACUUGGUAAGACAACAUUAGCCAACACUGUUUACCACCAUCCUUCAAUUUUAUGCCACUUCCAUAUUCGUGCUUGUUGUACUGUUUCUCAAGUAUAUAGCAAGCACAAUUUGUUACUUCAGAUUUUAUGUAGUGUGGUUUAUAGGUUCGCUGACCAAUCUGUGAAGGUGAGCCCUGACAAAUAUCUGAGGAUGGACGAAGACGAUUUGGCCGCAGAGUUAAAGAGGGUUUUGUCAAGAAAUAUGUAUCUCAUUGUUUUGGAUGAUGUGUGGGACAUUGAAGCAUGGAAUUUGUUGAAACAUUCACUACCCAAUGAUGCCAAUGGAAGCAGGAUUCUCUUUACCAGCAGGUUUCAGAUUUUGUCUUUGCAAUUUAAGCCUGAUAGCAAGCCUUACCAUCUCCGCCAACUUACUGGCAAAGAGUGUUUUGCAUUGCUUCAGAGGAAGAUAUUUGGCAAAAAAAUUGUCCUUCCACACUAA
This is a messenger RNA of Coffea eugenioides, 1404 nucleotides long. RefSeq names its product putative late blight resistance protein homolog R1B-17. Gene Ontology annotation, molecular function: ADP binding. The transcript is spliced from 3 exons. Gene Ontology annotation, biological process: defense response to other organism. NCBI's taxonomy places the organism in Eukaryota, Viridiplantae, Streptophyta, Magnoliopsida, Gentianales, Rubiaceae. The record is from RefSeq and is a predicted model, not a curated record. Bases 1 to 1404 code for a protein of 467 amino acids.